CCGGAAGUGUCGCUACUGGAGGCGGAACCUGGGCGGAACAAACGUCAGAUGUUGAGGAAACUAGCUGGUUGUGCAAGAAAUUGUCGUGAGCUGGUUGUUACUCCAAUACUGCAUCUAAGACACAUACAGAAAGAUGUCUGCAACUGUGACAAAUCCUUUUCAACAUAUAGUCGAGCCUCUGGACCCCAAGGACCCAAAGCAGCAGUUUUUCAAUCUGUCCAAGCUCGGAGAUCCCAGAUAUGAGCGUCUGCCGUUCUCCAUCCGGGUGCUCCUGGAGUCUGCUGUCAGGAAUUGUGAUGAGUUUCUAGUGAAGCGCUCAGAUGUGGAAAGCAUCCUCAACUGGAAGCAGACCCAGUCUCAAACUGUGGAGGUGCCGUUCAGGCCAGCCCGCGUCAUCCUCCAGGACUUCACCGGUGUUCCUGCUGUGGUAGACUUUGCUGCCAUGCGUGAUGCAGUGAUGAAACUUGGUGGCGACCCAGAAAAGAUUAAUCCAGUUUGUCCGGCGGACCUCGUCAUUGAUCAUUCCAUCCAAGUGGACUUUAACAGAAAGUCUGAUAGCCUUCAGAAAAACCAAGACUUGGAGUUUGACCGCAACAGAGAAAGAUUUCAGUUUUUAAAGUGGGGCUCUAAAGCCUUCAGAAACAUGCGAAUCAUUCCUCCUGGUUCAGGAAUCAUUCACCAGGUCAACCUAGAGUACUUGGCACGUGUGGUGUUUAAGCAUGACGGGCUCUUCUAUCCUGAUAGUCUGGUGGGCACUGACUCUCACACCACGAUGAUCAAUGGCCUGGGUGUCCUGGGCUGGGGUGUGGGUGGGAUUGAAGCAGAGGCUGUUAUGCUGGGUCAGCCGAUAAGUAUGGUGCUGCCGGAGGUGGUGGGAUACAAGCUGCAUGGGACCCCAGAUAAGCUCAUCACCUCCACUGACAUUGUCCUCACUGUUACCAAGCACCUCCGUCAGGUGGGCGUUGUGGGAAAGUUCGUGGAGUUUUUCGGCCCAGGUGUGGCUCAGCUGUCCAUUGCUGACAGAGCCACCAUCGCCAACAUGUGUCCAGAGUACGGAGCCACAGCAGCCUUCUUCCCCGUGGAUGACGUCAGCCUUCAGUACCUUGAACAGACCGGGCGGGAACCAGAAAAGUUAGCCUACAUUGCAAAGUACCUGAAGGCAGUGGCCAUAUUCAGAGACUACAAUAAUGUUUCACAGGAUCCAGAUUUCACUCAGGUUGUAGAACUGGAUCUCAGCUCAGUGGUUCCAUGCUGCAGUGGCCCCAAAAGGCCUCAGGACAGAGUUCCUGUGUCUGAUAUGAAAAAAGACUUUGACACUUGCCUAGAAGCAAAGCAAGGGUUCAAGGGUUUUCAGGUGGCUCCUCAGCACCAAAACACUACAGUCCCCUUCCAGUUUAAUGGAAAGGAGUAUACGUUGAGUCACGGCUCAGUGGUUAUUGCUGCCAUCACAAGCUGCACCAACACCAGCAACCCAUCUGUGAUGCUCGGAGCAGGGCUCCUUGCAAAAAAAGCAAUAGAGUCCGGUUUGAGUGUGAAGCCGUACAUAAAGACCAGCCUGUCACCUGGCAGUGGAGUGGUGACCUACUACCUAAAAGCGAGUGGUGUAAUGGAGUACCUCUCUCAGCUCGGCUUUGAGGUUGUUGGCUAUGGCUGCAUGACAUGUAUAGGCAACAGUGGGCCGCUUCCAGAGCCAGUGGUGGAGACCAUAACCCAGGGGGAUCUGAUUGCUGCAGGCAUCCUGUCAGGGAACAGAAACUUUGAAGGGCGAGUGCACCCCAACACCAGAGCCAACUACCUCGCUUCCCCACCGCUUGUCAUCGCUUAUGCAAUAGCUGGCACAGUGAGGAUUGACUUUGAAAAAGAACCCAUUGCCAUUAACUCAGAAGGCAAAGAGGUUUUCCUGAGGGAUAUCUGGCCCACUCGAGAGGAGAUCCAGGCUGUGGAGAGAAUGUUCGUCAUUCCAUCAAUGUUCAAGGAAGUCUAUGAGAAGAUUGAGAGAGUGAACGAACGCUGGAACUCACUGGUCGCUCCCUCUGACAAACUCUACACCUGGGACCCCAAAUCCACCUACAUCAAGUCACCACCAUUCUUUGAUGGUUUGACCAAGGAGCUGCAGCCUCCUGCCUCUAUAAAGGACGCCUACGUGCUUCUGAACUUGGGCGACUCGGUCACAACAGACCACAUUUCACCUGCAGGGAACAUUGCCAGGAACAGCCCCGCAGCACGAUACCUGACCAGCAGGGGUUUGACCCCUCGAGACUUCAACUCAUACGGCUCUCGUCGAGGUAACGAUGCCGUCAUGGCUAGAGGGACGUUCGCCAACAUCCGGCUCUUAAACAAGUUCCUCAACAAGCAGGCGCCACAAACCAUCCACCUGCCAACAGGAGAAACGCUGGAUGUGUUUGAUGCUGCAGAGAGGUACCAGCAGUCCAGCGUCCCUUUGAUUGUCCUAGCAGGGAAGGAGUACGGCUCUGGGAGCUCCAGAGACUGGGCAGCAAAGGGCCCCUUUCUGCUGGGUAUCAAGGCCAUUCUAGCAGAGAGCUACGAGCGGAUCCACCGCAGUAACCUGGUUGGGAUGGGGGUGAUUCCUCUGGAGUAUCUACCGGGAGACACGGCUCACAGUCUGGGUCUCACUGGCCAAGAGCGCUACACCGUUGUCAUCCCCGAGCAGGUCACACCCAGAAUGAUCGUAGACAUCAAGCUCGACACGGGCAAAACAUUUCAAGUGCGGAUGAGAUUUGACACAGAUGUGGAGCUGGCAUAUUUCCGCCAUGGAGGGAUCCUCAACUACAUGAUCCGCAAGAUGUCCGAAUCCUAAUCGUCUGUCUAAUUCUCGGCUGCAGUAGCAUAAUUGUAGUGAAUCCACGUAGUUGUUGACAACUAACAGAUCAUUUCCCGUGUCUGGUGCAGAGAUCUGUUCAGAGAGACCUGAUUUUUACAGCCACAACAUUGAAGCCACAGUAUUCUUAUUGUUCUGUUCAUUCUGUUUGAACACAGCAGACUGGGCUGAUGAUAAAUGAUGUGUAUUUAUUUCCAGUGUACAAAGUAGGACUGUACUUGAUUAAAAAAUGGCAGACAACAUUAAUUUCUUCACGUCAGCUGGAGGCCCUCCAUCAUCUCAGAAUCCUUCCCGCCUGCCCCGGGUACUGGAUGGGCUCAGAGACAACACUACUCUCUUUGAGGAAACACAGCAGAACCAAAGCAGAGGGUUAUUCCACUUCAUUGCAUGGGUCCUUGGUCUUUUAUUCUGCACAUUAAUUAUCAGGAAAUGACCACAUCCUUAGGGGUCCUUUAAAUUAUAUAGUAAUAGUUACAUAUAGUUUGAAAACAGCAAGAUAAUUCUGUGAUUGUUCCAGCAGUAAUGUUACACUGCAGAGUGCUGUUUUCUGCCCCUGCUCUGGCUUCAUCGGGUUGUCAGAUUAAUUUCACAUUUCUCCUGAUCUGCUUUAAAAUCAGGCCCACUUCUUCUUCAGACAUCCCCCCCCCCCCCCCCCCCGCGCUGUAAACCACCUGUCUGUGUGACGUUCAUGUCAUUGGCUGCCUUAAUAAUUUUCUUGAUUCAGAAAUGUUGCUGUUUUCCCGCUUUUCUCUCCUUAAGCACUGAUCAUUUUGAUUAUAAGACCUCAUAAAGCUGUUUUAAUUCAUCCAUUUUUUUAAACUCUUCCACACAGUUAGAAAGCAUUAAGUCACUGAAUAGUGAUAAACA
This is a messenger RNA of Archocentrus centrarchus (flier cichlid), 3706 nucleotides long. It is a transcript of the gene aco1, whose product is annotated as aconitase 1, soluble. The coding region runs from base 134 to 2818 and encodes 894 amino acids. The transcript has 21 exons. The record is from RefSeq and is a predicted model, not a curated record. Lineage: Eukaryota; Metazoa; Chordata; Actinopteri; Cichliformes; Cichlidae.